Psylliodes chrysocephalus is the source of this 324-nucleotide messenger RNA. Lineage: Eukaryota; Metazoa; Arthropoda; Insecta; Coleoptera; Chrysomelidae. The record is from the annotation of a GenBank genome assembly.
AUGAAGACACAUCCUCUAAUUGAGAGUGAGAGUGAUGGAGACGAUUGUGGGCAUGGAAGUGUAAAUGAAGACAAAGGAGAUAUAAAUAGCAAAGAGAACAAAAUUGGACAUCACGUUAUUGUCAAAUAUGAUAAUAGCUUUUAUCCGGGAAAAAUAAUAGAAAAAUAUAUUUCCAAAUAUUUGAUAUCUGUAAUGGUGUCAAGCAGCAUAAAUAAAUGGAGGUGGCCAGUCAAUAAAGAUGAAAUUUGGUACGAUAAAGAGGAAAUUACUCAAAUAAUUCCAGAACCAAUUGGUUUAAAUAAAAGAGGAAUUAUCUACUAUUAA